This is a messenger RNA of Staurois parvus, 349 nucleotides long. NCBI's taxonomy places the organism in Eukaryota, Metazoa, Chordata, Amphibia, Anura, Ranidae. The record is from the annotation of a GenBank genome assembly.
UCAUGCUGCUGCCAAGUCCAGAGUCUCUCAUGGGUCCCUGUACGGCCUCCCAUUGCUGCUGUCUCCAUCGCCACACUCUGCCAUGUGCCACUUUCAGGUCUCCUCACACACUGCUGGGUUGGCAGAAUUUUUUGACAUAGGGUGCUGGCAGAUUACGGGCCUCCCAUAGCUGCUGCCAGGCCCCUAAUCUGCCAUGGGCCCCUAUAUACCGCCUCCUCAUGCUGCUGCCAGGUCCAGAGUCUCUCAUGGGUCCCUGUACGGCCUCCCAUUGCUGCUGUCUCCAUCGCCACACUCUGCCAUGUGCCACUUUCAGGUCUCCUCACACACUGCUGGUGUGUUGAAUUUUUUG